AAAUGGGGGAAGCAGUGUACCUUCAUCACUCGUAUCUCAAUGAAACAGAAGUGGAUUACUUUCGUCAAUGCCUAGAAAUAUCUCUCAGGGAGAAUGGAAUUCUUAGGAGUGAUGAUCAUUUGGCAGAUACUCAGAAAGUUCAGGCAGGAGCUGGGAAGAUACCUCUUUGGCAGAAGACAAGGACUGUAUCUCUCUCUGGGAGUGUCAGUGUUGAAGUUCCCAUCUUUGUGCACAAAAUUUGCUCAAAACUUCAUGAACAUCUGCAGACAGAAGGCCUGUUCAGGAAAGAUGGUAGCAAACCUAGACAAAAGAAAUUGAAGGAAUAUAUGAUGGAGAUGGAGAUUGAAGAAUGGGACUUACCAGAUGCUGUGAUCCCAUUGGGGAAGAAAUGCCAGGAGCGAGUCAGUCCACAUGAUCUUGUUGGUCUUCUCAAGGAUUUCUUCAAGGAGCUCCCAAAAUCCCUCAUUCCACCUCCACAUCUGGCCUGUCUUCUUAGGACUGCAAGCUUGAGGAAUAAGUCCAAAACAGAUGAGGAUGUCCUAGACUUGAUUCUCCAAGUGUGUCUCCUACUACCUCCACUUCACCUUGACCUCCUUGUUUACAUAUGCAAGGGACUGGGGCUCAUGCAACGUGGAGAGGAGGCUGGAGUCUCCUUUUGCAGGGUAGUACAUCAGGUGGUAGUGGUGACCUGCAGGAGUCUUGCAGAGGUGGCAGAUGCA
Molecule: messenger RNA, 719 nt
Organism: Darwinula stevensoni
Lineage: Eukaryota; Metazoa; Arthropoda; Ostracoda; Podocopida; Darwinulidae
Source: the annotation of a GenBank genome assembly